Messenger RNA from Drosophila simulans, 4989 nucleotides. RefSeq lists its product as uncharacterized. The transcript is spliced from 2 exons. Lineage: Eukaryota; Metazoa; Arthropoda; Insecta; Diptera; Drosophilidae. Bases 453 to 1592 code for a protein of 379 amino acids. The record is from RefSeq and is a predicted model, not a curated record.
GGAAAUGAAGGAAGCAUUGGCAAUGGCAUUCAAGGAUCACAGGCCAUAUACAACCAUUAUAAAACAAUUAGAAGAAACACUAUACCCAGGAAGCAUCAGAUUUUCUUAUUUUUAAUGCUUCUGCCAUUAGCAUUGGCAAAUAUGGAAAUCACUAAUUACACCGACGCUCAAACCGUCUCAGUGUACAAAGGAUUAGGGAAACUACAAAUAUCAUCAACUAAAUUAAUCCAUCUAAUAGACCUAGAACAGCUAGAAACAGAAUUGUACAAAAUACGAGAACACACAAUUAAUGACUUAAAAGGAAGCUACCUCUACCAUACACUAACACACGAAAUAGCUCAUUUACCGCAUUAAGUACUCUGACCUCAAAAUAUCGCAAAGCUCGAUCAAUCAAUUGGAUUGGUUCCGCUUGGAAAUUUGUGGCAGGAAAUCCGGAUCAUGACGACUUAACUAUGAUCGAAAAUAAUUUAAAUAGCCUUAUAACUAACAAUAACGAUCAGGUAAUAGUUAAUAAACAACUGCAAAGUAGAAUCAAUAAUUUAACAACAAUCUCAAAUAUGCUUACGAACUCAAUAAAAAAGGAUAACAAUUUUAACAAUGAAAUAGCAACGAGUCUGCAAAAUCAGGUCAGAUUGAUAAAAGAAGAAAUUGUAAACAUUAAAUAUGCCAUUCAAUGGGCAAAAAUUAACGUAAUUAACACACUCCUUUUAAACGAAUUUGAACUAAAUGAAGUAAAUAAAAUAUUUCAAAAAAACAAUAUUACCUCUUUAUCAAUCAAAGAAAUGCUAGAAUUUGUUGAUGUUUCAGUAUUACAUAAUAAAACAGCGAUUAUCUAUAUCAUCAAAAUACCAGAACUAGACCCCACUACCUAUCAAGAUAUGUUGAUAAAACCCGUUAUAAAAAAUAACUUUAUUGUACACUUAGAAACGAAUGAAAUAUUCAUAGCGCAAAAAGAAAUCAUUAAUGUACCCAAAAACUGUAAAAUAUCCAAUUACUUAAAAAUAUGUAAAAAAGAAAACACUGUAAAUCUAAAACAAACAAAAUGUAUUGCUAAGUUAAUUGAGGGAAAGGAAGCGCUGUGUGACUUCAGUAAUGCAGAACAUAUUCAGAAAAUAGAGGAGAUCGAUGGCAGCUUAAUAUUACUUAACAACUACACCGGCAACUUAAUACACAACAACAUAACUUACAAUCUAAAAGGAACAUACCUGGUUCAUUUCUGGAACGAUACCGUUCAAAUAAAUAGCAAGCAAUUCAACAAUAAAGAAAAAUCUAUCCUAAAACCCGGAACACCAAUAAUUCAAAUGUCACCCAUAGAAGUGGAGAGGUUAAAAAUUUUGUCAUUGGAAUCACUGGAGGCCCUCAACAUCAAAAACACAAAGCACUUAAAUAACGUAACAACACACUCUACCAUAAACCGCAUCGCGAUCUUGUGCUUACUGGGCACCGUCAUACUUCUUUCAAUAAUCUCCAAAAUCCACUUUAAGCCCAGAGAGAAAGUAACCAUUCAAAUUCAACAAGAGCCUCCCACGCUUAAUAGUAAACUUAAGCCAAGGCCGAUACAGCCCGAAUUCAACAAUAUUCCCUAUUUCUAACACCCACUUGAGGACAAGUAGGAUCCUGAGGGGGGAGAGUUAACAACAGAAACUUUUGUUACUCCUCUCGACGGCCGAUACAAUGAACCCUUAGUACUUCUCCUGCAAGAAUUGUGCAACAAAGUAUUCUAAGAAAUACAAGAGUUCAAAAAUCCUAAAUCAACAAUAUUAUAAACAUCCGCCGCGACGAACCCACGCAACACCGAAAUUGCAGAGAUUGCAAUUCGAUCCAGUUCAAUCGAGUUCAAACCACUCCAAUGCUCCGCCUAGCUGCCGAUCACGCCAUCAGCGACGACGACAACGUUCUGCCGACGCCUCUGUCAGACACCCACAGCUUACUUAGGGCUUACUCUAAUUCUCAAUGUUUAGUUCUUAAUUUGAAUCCGAAAUAAAAGGUCAACCUCGCAAAUUGGACUCGUUUAAUUUCCACAAAGGAAAAGAUUAACUUAUAUUCAGCUGCAAAAUUUUUUUUUUUUUAAUGACAGAAUAUAACAAUCCUUAUCUGCAUUAAACGUAAACAUUUUUUUUUUAUUUUUGAUUUUCUAGAAGAAUAAAUUAAUAUCAUAAUAAUGAGAAAAAGCUCAUAAAUAGAAAAAAAAAAACGUUUCAUUGAAAAUAAACAGAAAAAAAAUGGGAUGGUUUAGCGAUUCUAGUGAGGCAAAGGACAAUACUGCCAACGUAGUUAAUAACGUAAAAAUUAUAGAUCACACAGACGAUAUAAAUGCGUUGUGGAUCUUAUUGUUGAUCAUUACAAUAGUACUACUUCUACAAUUUCUGCUUACAAUUUAUGUUAAGCAUAACAAGAUCAUCAAAAGACGUUGUAUAAAUAGGGCAAAUCGUUUAGACCAGAUUUAAAAAAAAAAUAAUAUGGAUUAGAAGAAAGCUUAAUAAAAACUUUUUUUUUAACGACAAGAAUGGAAUGGAGCGAAAUAGCGAUACGAAUAGACGAAUUUCGCUUCAGGUUUGAUAAGUCUUAUAAAUGUAUCAAUAGAGACGCAGUAAUAAAAUCCGAAACUUUGAAAAAUCAUAUAGAGAUAUUAGUAGGAGAAUAUAAUAAUAUAGUUACAUUAGUAAAUAAAUAUGCAAAUAGGCUCACAUCUGAACAUAAUAACAAAUGUUUAAGGGUUAUAAAAUCCCUAAACACAAGAUUAAAUAACAUCAGAAAAAGAAGGCAUAUUCUGAUAGAAGUACCGGAAAGUCUAAGUCAAUUGGUUGAAUUCAACACAGACCAGUUCAAAGAACUAGACGAAUCUGUUCAAUCAAGCGGCGCUGAGUCCGAUAGUGACAUUGAAACGCUAGAAGGAAGCGACCGAAUUGAAUUUAAAUCUGAACCAAUAACAAUUUCUGAAAUGGCACAGACAGUGAUAGAAUUUAUCAGGCUAGCCACAUCUCUGAUACCAGAGUUUGAUGGUAAACCAGAAAAUCUACAAAGUUUUUUGGAUGCUCUAGGUCUACUAGAUAGCUUAAAGAGCACACAUGAAACGACAGCGAUAAGCCUAAUAAAACCUAACUUAAAGGCCAUGUAAGAAACCUUAUAAGUAAUGAGCAGACGAUUGCUGCAAUCAUUACCCAACUGUCAAGUGCAGUAAAAGGGGAAUCGGUAGAAGUGAUAUCUGCCAAGCUUCUGAAGCUACAACAGAGAAAUAAAACGGCUAACCAAUACACCCAAGAGGUGGAGAAACUGACAAAGGCCCUUGAAGGUGCCUAUAUCAGUGAAGGUCUCAGCCAAUCCUUAGCAAAUAAAUACAGCACUACAACAGCUGUAAAAGCAAUGACACAGAAUUGCUCCAUUGAUAAGGUAAAACUUAUCAUGCAAGCAGGCACAUUCACAAACAUGAAUGAUGCCAUCUCCAAAUUUGUAAACAGUUGCACAGAGAUAACAGGUCAAAGUAACACUGUACUCUAUUAAUUAUAAUAGAGGCGCCCGGGGUUAUAAUCGUGGAAGAAAUAACUACCACAACAAUUACAACCGAGGCAGCAAUAACAACAAUAAUAAUAUCUAUAAUAACCGUGGAGGUAGACGAGGCCAAAACCAAGGGAGAGGCCGCGGAAACUACAACCAUGGUAAUAAUAAUAAUAGCAGUGUGAGAAUCGCGCAAAAUACGUCGGAAAACUAACAGAACCCUUUAGGAAACAACCAAUAAAUGUAAAAGUUCAUUCCAUCAAUUAUAGUCUUAAUAUAUUCGUAACCUUCUAUAAUCAUUUAACUGAAAAUAAACUAACAUUUCUCAUAGAUUCUGGUGCAGAUAUCUCACUUUUGAAAGUAAAUUCUGAUAACUUCAUAAUUCAAAAUGAAAAAAUAAUAAACAUCGAAGGCAUAGGCCAAGGUGUGAUAAAGUCUCAAGGAACAACCUUAAUAGAACUCCAAUCAACAAAAUAUAUUAUUCCACAUGAAUUUCAUUUGGUAAACCCAAAUUUUGCAAUACCAUGUGAUGGAAUAAUAGGCAUUGAUUUUAUAAAGAAAUUCAAUUGUCAACUAGAUUUCAAACCAAGUAAAGACUGGUUUAUAAUUAGACCCCAAAAUUUAAAUUAUCCAAUAUAUGUUCCGAUAACAUAUAGCGCUGGCAACAAUACAGUUCUUCUGCCAGCCAGAUCACAAGUUAUUCGGAAAAUAGACAUUAAUGUUGUAAAUAAUUUCAUAUUUGUUCCUAAUCAAGAAAUACACAAUGGGAUUUAUGUUGCAAAUACAAUAGCAGCAUCCAAACAUGUAAGUUAACAACUAAGAGCACAGACAUUCAUGUCAACAAUACAUAAACACUAAGUUACCACAUAUAAACAAUGCUGACGCGCCCCAACGGAGUUCAGCGCUCUGCGCUACGAACGGUCAGCAACAGCAGUUGGACACCCCUUAUCCGGGGUACCAAGCUAUGUUGCAUAAAUGCUGAGUCGGCUUGCCGACCAUGGGUUUACGGCGUGAUGCAUUGGAGCCAGGGUAGAUCCACACUUUUCAUAUUCUUUUGUAUUCAGUUCUAAGCUUGCACUUUAACAAUAAAGAUCAGCUACUCCGGCACUUGGCCGUAAAAUACCAAUUGUUUUAAUUGAACAUUCUCGUUGAGCCAAAAGGCCAUCGAAAGACCACGGGGGCAAAGUCACGCCCUCCAUCCUAAUCUUCCUAAGACGUCUUCACCUCUGGCAUAAUAGCCGGACUUACUGAGGACUCAGGAGAGUCGACGUUGCGCCUGGAUAACACCCAGCCCAAGGAGACGACGCACAUCAACCCUAUACCACGGAGCCAUCUGUAAAAGAGGACCACCGGACUAUAGGACUUAUUAAGUUACAUAAGAACGAGCGCAAGAGUUACCGGUGACAUCAAUAAAGUGAUGUACUUUAGAGGUAACAGAUCCAACAGAGGAUACGGAAAUGCCAAUAGAGGUGGUAACCGAGGUAGAGGCUUCAA